Molecule: messenger RNA, 1347 nt
Organism: Prorocentrum cordatum
Lineage: Eukaryota; Dinophyceae; Prorocentrales; Prorocentraceae
Source: the annotation of a GenBank genome assembly
AUGGUGAAGGUGGAGAGCAAGGUCAACCCCGGUCGCCAGCGGUUCCUCACCAAGUGUAUCGAGCCCAAGGGCACCGGCAAGUGCGUCGUGUACUGGAUGAGCAGGGACCAGCGGGCGGACGACAACUGGGCGCUGCUGCGGGCGGCGGAGCUCGCGCGCGAGGGCCGCGUGGCCCUGCGGGUCGUCUUCAACCUGGUCCCGAAGUUCCUGGAGGCCACGGCGCGCCAGUACGGAUUUAUGCUCACCGGGCUGCAGGAGACCGAGGAGGCCCUUCGAAAGAAGGGGAUCCCUUUCCACCUCACCACAGGUUGGCCAGUUGACACAGUGCCGGCGUUCAUUCGGAAGCAGACUGCAGCGGCAGUUGUAUGCGAUAUGAGUCCCUUACGCGUGCCAAUGGCAUGGUGCUUCGACGUCGCCAAGAAGUUGGAUGGAUUUGGUAUUCCUCUUAUCCAAGUUGACGCGCACAAUGUUGUGCCUGUGUGGGUUGCAUCCGACCACCAAGAGGUCGGCGCAAGGACACUCAGGAAGCCUAUACAAAGUCGUUUGCCGGAGUACCUCACCGAAUUUCCGCCCUUGAAAGCCCAGGAUGCGGCAACGCUCCGGAAGGCUGGCGGGCUUCCCGCGAAGGUGGCGUGGGCGGCAGUGGACAAGAAGCUCAAGAUCAACCGCGCCGUCAAGGAGGUGACGUGGCUGCAGCCGGGCGCGGCCGCGGCCGCGAGGCAGCUGGCCGCCUUCUGCAAGCCUGACGCCCUCGCCGGCUACGUGCACAGGAACGACCCCCUGCGGUGCUCGUCCUCUGGCCUGAGCCCCUGGACGCACUUCGGGCAGCUGGCGCCGCAGCGGGCCGCGCUGGCGGUGCAGGCCGCGGGCAAGGGAAAGGCGGCCGCGGCCAGCAAGGAGUUCCUGGAGGAGGCCAUCGUCCGCCGCGAGUUGUCCGACAACCUGUGUUUCUACAACCCGAGGUACGACCAGAUCGAGGGCGCGGCGGGGUGGGCGCAGGCCUCGCUGCAGAAACACGCGAAGGACAAGCGGGAGUACCUGUACACCGAGUCUCAGCUGGAGCAGGCGAAGACGCACGACCCGCUCUGGAACGCCGCUCAGAACGAGCUGAGGGGAGCCGGCAAGAUGGCGGGGUUCAUGCGGAUGUACUGGGGCAAGAAGAUCCUGGAGUGGACCAAGACCCCGCGGGAGGCGCUUCGCAUUUGCAUCAAGCUCAACGACAAGGCCCGGGGGACUCACUGGACGGGCGUGACCCAAACGGCUACACCGGCGCCGCGUGGUGCGUCAUGGGCAUCCACGACAUGGGAUGGACGGAGCGGAAGGUGUUCGGCAAGAUACGGUACAUGA